Messenger RNA from Rhopalosiphum padi (bird cherry-oat aphid), 1524 nucleotides. RefSeq names its product arylalkylamine N-acetyltransferase 1-like. Gene Ontology annotation, molecular function: N-acetyltransferase activity. The transcript has 4 exons. Lineage: Eukaryota; Metazoa; Arthropoda; Insecta; Hemiptera; Aphididae. The record is from RefSeq and is a predicted model, not a curated record. The coding region runs from base 631 to 1314 and encodes 227 amino acids.
UACCUUAAAUAUACAGUGUAUUUCAUAUAAAUAGUAAUACGUAAUAUUUCGGCCAGUAGGUUAAAAUAAGAAUUUUUCAGGAAGAUAAUGGAUACUCAAACACACAUUCAAUGUGUAUUAUUAAACAAAUAAAAAUGUUAAUCAAAAAAGAUUUUAUAUUGACUAUUACCUACUAUGUAUGAUAUUAAACAAAACAUUCAUAUUAUAUGAUGUUGUAUAACAAUAAUUGAUAUUAUUAUUUUUAUUAUUCCCACGUAAUAAUGACGUGGAGCUGUCGUUCAAUGGAUUGGGCAAAACGUUUCAAAAGAAUAUCGUCAAGAUCCAGCCUCCCAAGGUACACGUAUGUACCUACUUCGUAUCCAGUGGUUAUAUCCUUUAAACCAUACAUCAACAACUUGGUGGGGGUAACAAUAAAGUUUUUUCAACAUUCACAUUGUCUUUGACCAUUAAAAAUAUUACAGUAACGAUAAAAGUACCAAAAAAUCGUGUGAAAAUUAAUGCUAAAAAUCCAAAUCUAUCUAUACAAUCAUCAAUUGAUUUUUAUAAAAAAAAAAAAACUAUUAUAAUAAUAAUAUUAAUUUAUACAUUUGCACAACAGUGUACCUUGGAUCUGAACAGAUUGUACAGAAUAUGGAUGAAAUGAAAAAAACAAAAAUUUCAUUUAGCAUAGUGCCCAUUACUGAAACUAAUGGACAAGAUGUGAUUAAUUCCAUUGAAAAAUAUUUUAUUCGAGACGAACCUUUAAAUGAAAGUGUGGAAUUAUUCAAGGAAGAAGAAUCAGUAUUAAAAUAUCGAAAUUUUAGCACCAAUUUGUUACAUACUGGAUUAUCAUUUAUGGCUGUAUCUGAAACCGGUGAAGUUAUGGGUGUCAUACUAAAUAGCGUAAUGAGCAUGGAUGAUUAUAUAAUACAACAGUACAGUGAUGAAAACUUUGAUCCAAGUUCAAGGUUUGAUGACAUUGAGGUUUUAUUAAACAAAGUUCGACGAGAUAUUGAUCUAUUUGGGAAGUUUCCAAACGUAAACAUAAAUCGUAUAAUGGAAUUAAAGCUUAUUUCAGUUAAUGAGGCAUUUAGAGGUCAAGGAGUUUGCCAAGCUCUCGUCAAAAAAUCAAAAGAGUUGGCAUUAGAGUUGGGAUAUCAAAUGAUAUACACGGAGUGCUCAAGUUAUUUUACAGCAAAAGCUAUGGAAAGAUGUGGAUUUCAAUGUAUAUAUUCCUUGUCUUAUUCGGAUUACGUGGACAGAAAGGGCAAAGUGGUAUUCAAUGUGGUAAAGCCUCCUCAUGAAUGUAUUAAAGUGCAAUUAUUCCUUUUCUAAAAUAUCCAAUAUUGGUUUAUUAAUUACGGAACGGGCUGAACCCAAAAAUUAAUAUAUUAUAAAUAUUAUACAUAUGAUAAACGAUACAGACAUCGAUUCGGCAAUACAUAAAAGCUCAAGAAUAAACAAUAUUCAAUAUUAAUGUAAUACUAAAUUUUGUAUUGCAAAGCAUAAUAAUGAAUUAAUUAAUAUAAACAAUAUAAACUGAAA